Molecule: messenger RNA, 4517 nt
Organism: Sphaeramia orbicularis (orbiculate cardinalfish)
Lineage: Eukaryota; Metazoa; Chordata; Actinopteri; Kurtiformes; Apogonidae
Gene: trpc4a
Product: transient receptor potential cation channel, subfamily C, member 4a
Exons: 15
Coding region: 729-3599 (956 amino acids)
Biological process (GO): calcium ion transmembrane transport; regulation of cytosolic calcium ion concentration
Cellular component (GO): cation channel complex; plasma membrane
Molecular function (GO): inositol 1,4,5 trisphosphate binding; store-operated calcium channel activity; protein binding
Source: RefSeq, a predicted model, not a curated record
UCCAAGUGCGCACGACCAAUCUGCAGCAGCGCUCCGCAGACCGCCUGCCAGGCAUCUGGCAGCUCUGCGUUUAUUUCUGGAGGCGCUGCUUUUCGCUCAAUCACCCCCAACAGGUGGAUAAGUCGAGUGGGCAAGAAAACCAGCAAAAAAAAAUAAAAAAAAAUACAUCCUACGUGCUGAACGAAAAUUUGGAGGCUUUGCGGAACCAGGUGUGAUCCACCAGCGAAACUUCACUGUCGCUCGUUUUCGUUUCCAGGAUUUCUUCUUGCGCCGUGAGCUGAAUGCGGUGUGCGCAAUUUUGUCGGGUUUUUUUUUCCACCUAAAUUAGGACCGGAUGGAAGUCGUGAUCAAAACUAACCGAACCUGGAUGUAGGAGUAUUGUCAAGUCUGCAAAAAUGAGAGGCGAGAAUGCAGACUAGACUAAAAAAACAGAGGAGAAACGGACUGGCAUCAUAAGGCGCCGACACAUUAGGGGUAUUCCUGCAGAUCCACGCUGCAGCCGACACCAUUGGGAGAUGCAAAACUCAAGAAGUUGUGGUGAAUGAUUUUUUUUUUUCUUUAAUCACUAAGCAUCUGUUUUGUUAGUGCUUGGGAAAUUUUCCAGAGGAGGAACAUUGAUCUCCAUGAGCGAAGUUUCAAUGCCCAGUGUUCCAAAGCGUGAACGCCCCCCAGCCUGGGAGCAGCUGUAGCAGUGUUAGCAGGUUGCUGGUGAGCUGAAGCCCAGGGAGAUGUCACAGCUGUACUACCGGCGAACUGACAGCUCCUCGUACCGGGACCGCAUCCCACUGAGAAUCGUGCGGGCCGAGUCGGAGCUGUCGCCCCUGGAGAAGGCCUACCUCGGAGCUGUGGAGAAGGGGGACUACGCCAGUGUCAAACAGGCUCUGGAGGAAGCAGAGAUCUACUUCAAGAUCAACAUCAACUGCAUCGACCCUCUGGGCCGCACAGCACUGCUAAUCGCCAUAGAGAAUGAGAACCUGGAAAUAAUUGAGCUCUUGCUGAGCUUUAAUGUCUACGUUGGUGAUGCCCUGCUCCAUGCAAUACGCAAGGAGGUGGUGGGAGCUGUGGAGCUGCUGCUAAAUCAUAAAAAGCCAAGCGGUGGCAUGCAGGUUCCUCCUAUCUUAUUGGAUAAGCAGUUCUCUGACUUCACCCCUGACAUCACUCCCAUCAUCCUCGCUGCACACACCAACAACUAUGAAAUUAUUAAGCUGCUGGUGCAGAAAGGCGUGUCUAUGCCACAGCCGCAUGAGGUGCGCUGUAACUGUGUUGAGUGUGUGUCUAGUUCAGACGUGGACAGCCUGCGGCAUUCGCGCUCACGCCUCAAUAUCUACAAAGCGCUCUCAAGUCCCUCACUAAUUGCGCUUUCCAGUGAGGAUCCUUUCCUCACUGCCUUCCGGCUCAGCUGGGAGUUGCAGGAGCUCAGCAAGGUGGAAAAUGAGUUCAAGUCAGAGUACGAGGAGCUUUCACACCAGUGUAAACAGUUUGCCAAGGACCUCCUGGACCAGACGAGGAGCUCUAGAGAGCUGGAGAUGAUUCUCAAUUACAGGGAUGACAUCAACCUGUUGGAUGAGGAGGGAAACAAUGACCUGGCAAGACUAAAACUUGCAAUUAAGUACCACCAGAAAGAGUUUGUUGCUCAGCCAAACUGCCAGCAGCUUUUGGCAUCCAGGUGGUACGAUGAGUUUCCCGGCUGGAGGCGGCGUCACUGGGCAGGGAAGUUCCUCACCUGCGUCUUCAUCGGCCUCCUCUACCCCAUGUUCGCCUUGUGCUACCUCAUCGCCCCUAAGAGUCGCUAUGGCCUCUUCAUCCGUAAACCGUUCAUCAAAUUCAUCUGCCACACCUCGUCCUACUUGACCUUUCUUUUCCUGCUGCUCCUCGCGUCUCAGCACAUUGUGACCACAGAGCAGGACAGACAGGACAGGCAGGGCCCUGCACCGACCACUGUGGAGUGGAUGAUCCUGCCUUGGGUGGUGGGAUUUAUCUGGGCAGAGAUCAAACAAAUGUGGGAUGGUGGUUUCCAAGACUACAUCCAUGACUGGUGGAACCUGAUGGACUUUGUCAUGAACUCUCUAUACUUAGCCACGAUAUCCCUUAAGAUUGUAGCCUACACUAAGUAUAGUGGCAGCAAACCCAGGAACCAGUGGGAGAUGUGGCAUCCGACAUUAGUAGCGGAGGCAGUUUUUGCUAUAGCGAACAUUUUCAGCUCUCUGCGCCUCAUCUCGCUGUUCACAGCCAACUCUCAUCUGGGGCCACUACAGAUCUCACUUGGGAGGAUGCUUCUGGAUAUUCUGAAGUUCCUCUUCAUCUACUGUCUAGUCUUACUGGCCUUCGCCAAUGGGCUGAAUCAGCUGUACUUUUACUAUGAGACCAAGGCCUCUGAUGAGAAGGGUAAAUGCAAAGGGAUUCGCUGUGUGGAGCAGAACAAUGCCUUCUCCACGUUAUUUGAAACUCUGCAGUCUCUUUUCUGGUCUAUCUUCGGUCUGAUCAGCCUAUACGUUACAAACGUGGAUGCCGACCAUCAGUUCACCGAGUUUGUUGGUGCUACCAUGUUUGGCACAUACAACAUCAUCUCUCUAGUGGUGCUCCUCAACAUGCUCAUAGCCAUGAUGAAUAACUCCUACCAGCACAUUGCUGAUCAUGCGGACAUCGAGUGGAAGUUUGCCAGGACAAAGCUGUGGAUGAGUUACUUUGAAGAAGGGGCUACUCUGCCAGCCCCAUUCAACAUCAUUCCCAGCCCCAAAUCCUUCUGGUACCUCAUGUGCUGGAUUAAAAGGCAAAUUUGCAAGCGGACACGCUCCAAACGCCCAGAAACCUUUGGAACCCUGGGGAGGCGAGCAGCAGAGAACUUGAGGAUAAAUCAUCAGUAUCAGGAGGUACUGAGGAAUCUCGUGAAACGUUAUGUGGCUGCUAUGAUCAGAGAUGCCAAGACAGAAGAAGGUCUGACUGAAGAAAACUUCAAGGAGCUGAAACAGGACAUCUCCAGUUUCCGUUACGAGGUGAUGGGCAUGAUGAAGACAGGGAAGCCGGGUCUACCAGUGGCGAAGGCUAGCACCAGUUCAGUGGACUCGGGUCUGGCCUACCCCAACUCCUCCCUCAAAGUUUCUUCAUGUCCUCCGAGCUCCCAGGUAAAAAGCAAACUCAACAGAUUCAAGAUUGCCACAACCUUCCUGAAGCAGGGGAGUUCUGCGUCUUCGCCCAGGCCUCCAGAAGCCUCCAACGGACUACCUAACGGACUUUUACCCCUCACCUCUGAGGAGAGCUCCAACGAAAAGUCAAGCCAGAGGAAAAACUUCCCCAAAGAUAUCAGUGACUUUGGAUUGUUUCAGAAACGCCACCGGGGCGGCGGCGAAGCUACAGCAGGUGCAGGGGAGAUUUCCAGAGAAAUGUACUCUUUGUCUGAAGAAGCAGGGGAGUCUGGGAUGGCAGAUACAGAGGAGCAGGGUAAUGAGCAUACAGAAGGAGGUAAAGGCGGGAAAAGACUCUUGGAACAAGAACAGGAGGAAGAGGCUGCAGUGAAUGAGGCCACAAAUGAGGAAAAGGAGGCUCUGGAUAAGAGCUCAGAGGAAAGUGAAGAAAAAGAAAAGAAGGACAAAGAAGCCUAAUGUGAUGAGGUGCAGUACUGCUGAACUGAGGACAGGCUGACAAUCAGGAGUGGAGGAGUGAUGAGAGGGGAUCUGAUUGGGAAAUGUUCAUGGUAGUUUUGCAAAGAGCCUACGUUUUCCAGUUAUCACUAAACUAAUGAUCAGCUUUGAUCUUUGGAGACUCAGGGAGGCCUUUGGUUUGACACGGUCAGACUUGUGUUUGUGUUUUAAAUGCCGUUAUAUUAGCAGUGAAGAUGCACCGAAGGGGAACAGAGCUGGCAAAGAUAUAGAUUUUAGGAUUAAGUCAUUACAUCUUAUCUCUUCUCUGCUGAUGAUUGGAAAUUAAUUCUUUCCUGAGCUGACUUUUCUAACCUCUUCUCCUGCCCAGUGUUUUAUCUGAUGUGUUUAUCAUACUUUGUCCUUCAUCUGUCUCUUUCUACCUCGUUUUCCAUCCUGUUUCUCCCCACACCGCUUUAACUCUCCCCUAUCCUUAUUUGACUAGAGCAAUAGAUGUCUUAUGUUUUAGACCUCUGCCUUACUCUGUCUGUCUCAGCACUUUACACUGGCAAACAGUUUCUCAAAGAUGUAUGGAGCUCUGAUCAUGCAACUAAACCUGUCAAUGUUUUUUCUAUGCAAAAGCCUGAGAUUGUGGUUGUCAUUGUUACGAAGACGAUGGUGUUUAAAAGCGACGGGUUACGGCCAGCUUCAUUGUAUGUAAGGUAGAGCAUGGCCGACCGGCAAUGUGGAAUGGGAGAUAUAAACAAAGCCUAUCAACCAUUUAAAGGAACAUAUUAUUCAUGUUUUAUCAAUUCUUCAGAGAAUAAAAAUGUUAUUUUGAUCAGAUUUGCUGUUUUUAAUUGGUACAUUUAGAUGUUAUGGUAGUUUGAAUGAAUAAUGUUAUAGAAAUUAAAGCAUAGAUCAAUAAACCGAAAAUACACU